CAGUCACAGCACCCUUUAAAAGUAUUUUCAGUCUCCAUGCACCCAGUCUAAAAUAGCAGUUAUAAUCAUACAAAGUGUAGGGACACCCUAGAGCAGUGUUUCUGAACCUCUUUUCAGUCAAGGCACCCUUUAAAAUUAUGGAUAGUCCUAAAGCAGCCUUUAAAAUUAUGGACAGUCUUGAGGCACCCUUUAAAAUUAUGGACAGUCUUGAAGUACCCUUUAAUAUUAUGAACAGUCCCAAAGCACCCUUUAAAAUUAUGGACAGUCUUGAGGCACCCUUUAAAUUUAUGAACAGUCCCAAAGCAACCUUUAAAAUUAUGGACAGUCUUGAGGCACCCUUUAAAAUUAUGGACAGUCUUGAGGCACCCUUUAAAAUUAUGGACAGUCCCGAGACACCCUUUAAAAUUAUGGACAGUCUUGAGGCACCCCAUUCUAAAAUGUGA
This is a messenger RNA of Staurois parvus, 443 nucleotides long. NCBI's taxonomy places the organism in Eukaryota, Metazoa, Chordata, Amphibia, Anura, Ranidae. The record is from the annotation of a GenBank genome assembly.